Molecule: messenger RNA, 3869 nt
Organism: Paramacrobiotus metropolitanus
Lineage: Eukaryota; Metazoa; Tardigrada; Eutardigrada; Parachela; Macrobiotidae
Product: enhancer of mRNA-decapping protein 4-like
Biological process (GO): deadenylation-independent decapping of nuclear-transcribed mRNA
Cellular component (GO): P-body
Molecular function (GO): protein binding
Source: RefSeq, a predicted model, not a curated record
CAGAAUAUUACUGUUGUGAGUCGUGACGGUAAUCCAUAUUUUGCAAUAAGUCGUCAAUUGUAUUUAAAAUUUUUACUACAGUACUACUAGUACUUUAUCAGCACUUCACCGCUCGUUGCGCAGUUUUGAAUCAAUUCGGCCUUCAAAAAAUUUGAUAGAUGCUUCGAAAAUGAGUGCGGAAGGGAUAAAACGACAGGAGCUGGUUGAUACCGUGGAAGAAGCGCUGAGCGAGCAGCAGGAAAUUGCCUUGAACGAAAACGAUGAUGAUGCAAACUCCCAUGCCGUGCGUGCGCGUCGCGUAACCAUACUGUACUCCGAUCGCGAUGCUAGCGAACAAGCUCGCCAUCAUAGCCACUAUGUCCGCACUAAGCCUUGCAUCGAGUACAAAUGGGAGAAGAAAUACUACGCAGGCCAUUUGGUCGCCGUUCAUAUGUCCGGGAAGAUCUUCGCUUACUGCGUCCAGACCCAUCACAGUGGCAAAGUCCGGGUGACGAACGAAGAAUCGGGCGACAAUCGCUGCUUGCUGAAGGAAUUCGAUACGCAGUUGGUGGAUAUUGAUUUCGCCCACAUCCCCGAUGCCAUCUACAUUGCGUGCAUGGAGCAGAAUGGCUGGUGUAGUGUGUUUUCCGUCACCGAUGCCAAACCUAUGACGUACGAAUUGAUGAUUAAGAUCAGCCUGGAAUCCGCGGAACCCAUACUUCCCGAUAUACCUUGCCGUGCUGUGUGGUGUGUUCACAUUCCCGAGAAGAAUGCUCCAAAAACUUCCUUCGAAGACGUUAAUGAACCUGCGAAUCGGCUGAUCCUCACUUGUAAUGGAAAAGCCGUCGUCGCUAGUGUUCCCAUUGUACAGAAGGCUGCUGGUGCAGAGAAGAAAAUAGUUAUCGGCAGCGAAGCCGUGCGAGGUGUUACGAUGACUCCUAAUGGUGCAAAAAUUUGGGAUAUUAAAAUGUCGCCGGAUGGGGUAAUUGUUUGUGCGGCACGAGAAGAUGGCAAUGUUCAUUUCUAUCAGUGCGUUCUGGACAAAAGUGAUGCGCCAUCUCAGGAUCCGGCCAACUUAGUGUACACUUGGAUUCCGCACGACGGUCUGCCGGUUCACACGAUUCACUUUUUUGAUGAUUUCUCUCCUGGAACGAAACAGGAUCAGUUCUGGAUGUAUGCGCUUAGCGGCUGCGAAUAUGGUCGGCAGUUUCGAAUCUGGAACUGUCAGCACUGGUACUGUCUGCAAACCAUUGAUGUUGCGCCUUCACCGCUCCGUCCCACGUCCCUGCCGAAACUGCACGUCACUGUGGACCCUAAAGGAAAAUAUAUGGUUCUGGGCGAUGCGGAGCGCAACCUGCUCAUGUAUCUCCGCGUAGACCAGGAUCCGGUUCGGCACAUGGCCUGUGUUACCUCGUUAAUGGAAUUUCUUGUUGGUUCUCCCAUCCUGAGCUUGGCUGUGGUGGAAGUUAAUCCUGUCCGGCCUUCGGAACGAAGCGUGCCGCAACCGUUAGAGCCAGAAGAAAACGGUUUUGAGUCCCGGUUGUUGACGAUACACUCCAACUUGCUGCAGCAAAUGUCCAUUGCUUUUGUUGGAGAGCAGUUGCCCAGCCGGAUGCCGUCUAAUGGCGCGUUUUAUCACGAAGAAAGUGCACCAUUGCAGCCACGUAAGGAGGUUAAAGAAGGAUCACCCGCUGAGAACGGUGACGCAAAAACCAAGAAAAAGCGAAGCAAAAAAGCGCGUGAUGCAUUUUCUUUGGACGACGUACCGACACCUGUUAUGCCAGCCGAAAACAUCGCCACUGCCAACGGCGGGGAGAAGAACUUGACGUUCCAGAACUCAGCUACACACCGGAGAUCCAUUAGUCCCGCUUUUGUUCUGCAGCCACCCAGUGCAUUCGAUGCAAUACCUUCUGUGCGUAGAGAAAGCUCUCAGGCUAACACUCCUACGUUUGUGAAGGAAGUUGCCGUGGAGGACGAAAGCCACUUGCUGAAAGAACGGAAUGACUUCUACCUGCCACGUGAUAAUUCAGUGGCUACUAACAUCAGUACUGUAUUUGGAGUUCCACCAGUCGAAUUAGGUGCGUCACCUCCCAGUAGCGAUAUCGCUGAUAACUUCCGAGCUAUUCCCGUGGAAUAUGGAGGACGAAACAGCCAGUCUUUCGAUCCUGACCUGCGCAGCCGAUCUGGACGACUUUUGAUGGACGAACGGGUUUCGAAAUUGGAAACUUCUUACUCGGAUUUGCUGAAGCUGUGUGCCAGCCAACACCAAAUGCUGGAGCGACAGACCACACUUUUAGAGCAACUGAUUGCGUCUGCGGGUGCAUCCUCAUCAAAUCAGGCUAUCGGGGCCGGUGACGCUUCUGUGGAUGCUGUGCUAGCAGCUUUAACCGCUUCUGUUAGAGAAGGUUUCGUAAAUUUGGUUGAAACAAUGAGACCGCUCCAGAAGUUUGAUACCCGCAUGAAUACCAUGGCUAACGAUUUGGGAAAGAUUGUUGAAAAUAGUGUUGGAAAGGAAGUCAAGAAUCAGCUGGCUCAACAGAAUCUCCAAAAAGCUAUGAAGCCAAUAAAUGAGAAAUUCGUGACGGAAAUGACCACCAAGUUGGUGACCUUUGAAGCUGGUAUACGGCAGAAGUUUGAAGAUGUAUUUCGCGGCCAGCAGUUUGGUGCUUUAAUGGCGCAGGCCUUAGCACCCCAGUUUCACGAUGCUGCGCGCCUGGCUGUACAAGAAGCAAUCAAGACUCAACUGGCGCCUGCUGUACAGGAUGUAAUGAACGCCUCCUUGAACAUUAUGAGCACCACUUUCGCUAGUGGCACCAAAGAAUAUCUGGCUCAGCAUAACAAAUCCCUGGAAAACCAUUUCACUCGUAUUGAUGCAGCCUUGGAAGAGCGCAUUCGCGGCCUGGAACAAGUGGCAGAGCGAGCCUGUACUGCUGCUGUGCAGACCGUCUCGGUAGAUUUGCUGAAAGAGAUGCAGAUGAUUGUGGAUCACAGCACAGAACAGUUGACAGAACAGAUUGUAGAGUCGCUUGGCACACAGAUCUCGCAAAACGUUACCAGCUCUGUGAAAAGCGAACUUCGGGAGCAGCAGAGUGUUCUGCAUGAAAGCAUGGUCCAGGCGAUUCGAUCCGGCAUUGCUACCCCAGGUGGACAAGUCGCUACUCAGCACCAUAAAAGUCAGCAGGCUUUGCAAGAUGUAAAACAAGCAUUGACACGCCAGGAUUACAAUUCAGCUUUCCGCAUUGCCCUUUCUGCAUCAAAUCUGGACGUGGUUUUAUACGUUUGCGAAAAGGUUCCUGUGAAAGAGGUGUUUGGGAAGCCGAAUAACCUUCAGAUGCCCGUACUGUUUUCCCUCAUUCAACAGUUGGCAGUGGACAUUGCAUCAAAAACUGAUCUGAAGCUACAGUAUUUGGAAGAGGCUUUGCUGGCGAUUCAGUUUGACGAUUUGGAGCCGAGUUCUUCCAAAUUUCUGCGCACUGUGCUCAGCGAUGUGAUGAAAGGACUGACCAAAUUCAUGCAGUCCAAUCCCAGUCAUCCGCUGUCGCGCAAUCUGAAACUGUUGUCGAAUUUAGCAUCCCUGCAGCUAACUAACAUCACUAAUCAACAGGCUUCGCGAGGCACUGACUAGUAUGGUCGUUGGCUAUGAUCAUGUGAAUGUGGAGUAUUUCUUUGAGACAGCUGUAUCUGUUUGUUCGAAACUAACCUUAUAGAGACGUAGAAGGGUUUUUUAGCUGGAUUGUUGAUGAUUCUUGUUUGGGUAGAAGCUUUAAAUACACUUUAUAUAUACGCGUUAGGGUUGAUUCGUUUGAUUGGCUCUUGUUUGAGGUUGAGCUUUUGUUUGUUGCUUUUUUAUUAAGAAAUGAUAACCUUGAUUAAAUUAUUAUCGCACAAGA